Molecule: messenger RNA, 2709 nt
Organism: Xylaria bambusicola
Lineage: Eukaryota; Fungi; Ascomycota; Sordariomycetes; Xylariales; Xylariaceae
Exons: 7
Coding region: 1-2709 (902 amino acids)
Source: RefSeq, a predicted model, not a curated record
AUGCGUUUCUCUAAGCUAUUGGUAGCUGCCUUGGCUCCCGCCGGCCUGCUCGCCGAAAAAGCCGCCAAGACAGCCUCAACAGCAGAGCUCGGUUUAGACCCCGCGGCUCUAGACGCUUUGCUGGCAAAACACAAUCUCGCAAUAGUCCCCCGAUCAGAGCUCACGGAUGCCUUGACGGAAUUAACCAGCCUUCUCAGGAAGAGCCAGGCACAGCAACUGAGAACUCCGUUGUAUCCACGGGCACAGGGCAAUCAGAAUGAGACAGAUUCGAGUUCCGACUCUGGCUCAGGGUCAAGAUCAGGGUCCGGCGGAACUGUUAAUACACAAGAUUUAGGGGACCUCCUUCCAGGUCUUGGUGACCUGGGUGAUCUUCUCGGUGGUUUGAAGGACAUCACAACGAGCUUAGGUGACCUUGGAGACCUUGUCAAGGCUCUUUCACAAUUAUUGACGCCUGAAUUCCUGGAGGCUGUACACGACUCGCUCACAUUCCUCGCUGACACCCUCCGACCACCUAUGCCCAUGCUCACCAGGAAUCUCGUAAUGAAGGCUGGUCCCCUAGUCGACUUACUCGGCGAGUUACCGCUAGAAGACCUUGUUGGUGACAUUAAGGAUAUCGAUAUCAAGGGAAUAGUCCAGGCAUUGAAGCCACUACUAACGCCCGAUACGAUCAAGAGUCUCGUCACCUUGCUCAACAACGCUGGAAGCCUGUUGACUAAGGAAACUCCGCUAUUGACGGAAGACUCUAUCAAGGGCCUGGUCGGAUUACUGGGCAACGCUGAGAACCUUUUGACAGCAGACUUCGUUAAGCAAACCAAGAAUCUCAUUGCUGGCGCCGCCCCACUCCUUGCAAACUUGGGUGACAUUGAUCUGGGCGCCUUGGUUGAACAAAUCAAGCCUAUCCUGGAUCAAGUUGGAAAGCUCGAUCUUGAAGGUCUAUUCAAUGCACUUAAGCCGCUAUUAACAGAAGAUUCUAUUAAGGGCCUGAUCGGAUUAUUGGGCAACGCCGAAAACCUCUUAACCCCUGAUUUCGUAAAGGAGACCAAGGGCCUCAUCUCCGGGGCAGCACCAUUAUUAGAAGAGCUCGGCAAGCUUGACCUUGAUGGUUUGAUCAAACAGGUCACACCAAUUCUGAACGAGGUCGGAAAGCUUGACCUUACAGGCCUCUUUAACGCCUUGCAGCCAUUAUUGACAGAAGAUUCAAUCAAGGGACUAUUAGGGCUUCUGCGUAAUGCUGAAACCCUCCUUACUGCUGACUUCGUUAAGGAGACUAAGGGUCUCAUAGCCGGCGCCGGACCAUUAUUGGAAGAGGUUGGAAAACUUGACCUUGAUGGCUUGAUUAAACAGGUCACACCAAUUUUGAACGAAGUUGGGAAGCUUGAUCUAGCAGGUCUCUUCAAUGCCUUGCAACCUCUAUUGACCGAAGAUUCCAUUAAGGGUCUAUUAGGCUUGCUUGGUAACGCGGAGAACUUGCUCACUGCCCAGUUCGUCCAGCAGACGAAGCAAUUAAUCGCGGGAGCUGCACCCCUUUUAAAGAGUAUCGGCGAUCUAAACCUUGAAAAGUUGAUCGAUCAGGUUGAGCCAAUUCUGAAUGAAGUUGGAAAGCUUGACUUGGACGGCCUUCUCAAGGCUCUCCAACCCUUGUUAACUGAAGACUCAAUCAAAGGUCUUGUAGCGUUGCUUGGUAAUGCCGAGAACCUACUCACUGCUCAGUUCGUCCAACAAACCAAGGAAUUGAUUUCUGGAGCUUCACCUCUGCUAAAGAGUCUCGGUGACCUCAACCUCGAAAAAUUAAUCGAUCAAGUUGAGCCAAUUCUGAAUGAAGUUGGAAAGCUUGAUUUAGCUGGCCUGCUCCAGGCUCUCCAGCCUUUGUUGACUGAGGAUUCGAUUAAGGGUCUUGUCGGUCUCCUCGGAAAUGCCGAGUCACUGUUAACUAAGAAUUUUGUCGAUGAGACCAAGACACUCAUCGGUGGCGCCGUUCCUCUGAUCUCAUCACUUGGCAAGCUUAAUCUACCUGAGCUCAUUAACAAGAUCUCACCGUUACUCGAUGAGCUCGCUAAGAUAGACCUUGGUAAGCUGGUCGCCAUGGUUGAACCUCUGCUCAACGAGCUCGGCUCUAUCGAUAUCGACAGCUUGAUCAAGCAGAUUUCGCCCAUCUUGAACGCCGUGGGCAAGAUCGACUUUGCGUCAUUGAUCGAGCAGAUCGAUCUUGAGGGCACAUUCGAGGCAGUAUCGCCUCUGCUGACUCCUGAUUCCGUAACAGGUCUUGUUGGCCUUAGAUUCGUCAACCAAACGCAGACUCUGAUUGGCGAGAUUGAUCUCAAGGGAUUGCUAGCUCAGGGUCUAUUGGCCAAGGUUACACCGCUGCUCAACGAGCUCAGCGAAAUCGACCUGAAGGGUUUAUUGGCUCAAGUCAAGCCUCUGCUGAACACCCUCAGCGAAGUCGACCUAUCUGGUCUCAUUUCAAGCAUCAAGCCUCUCCUGGGUGCUCUCAAUGAUAUCGACAUUGAGGGCAUCGUUAACCAACUCAAGCCCCUGAUUACCCCAGACUCUGUCAAGGGCAUCGUAACCCUCGUAGACAACGCCAUGGCCUUGUUAUCCGCUACCUUCGUCGACCAGACAACAGAAUUGAUCGGCGAUGCUACACCGAUUGUUGCUACUCUCUCCGACUUCGUCAACGCUAUACUUCAGGCGUUGCUGCAACAAGAAUAA